AAGAAUAGUAUUAGUUUCAUUUUGAUGGAGUAUGGAUGGAGUGUGGAUGAGGUUGUUGUGUAUUGAGGUGGGGGGUGUGAGGAGGGGGGGGGUUUGGCAGUGUUGCUUGGUUGUUUUGGUUUGAGUUCAGGGCGAGUGGCAGCCGGGAGUCAUCACCAUCGACUCUUCAUGAACCACGAGGAUGAACCAACUGGCGCAGAAUGACAACAGCCCAACCAUCCACCACACCACCACCACCACAUCAGCAACAACAACAACACCAACCGACAGCAGCCAUCAAAGCGGACCAGAAGAACUGGACGAACCCAUAGGGGCUUUCUCCACUGACACUCGAACAAUCCCCUAUUCCAUCCCAGCCGUCGAACCUUUUGACACCCCUUCUAACAUCCUUAACACCAGCGUGGAGAGCGAUAACCAUGUCCCCUUGACCUUCAAUAUCCGAUUCGCUUCCGAUGGAUCCGUUCCUGAUCUUCUUAACGUCUGGGUCGGCGAUAGAGAAAGCGUCCGAGAAUUCAAACGUCGGAUUCAACUAUUACGUCCUUCUCUAGCCUCCAGACGUCUCAGGUUGAUUUACUUAGGAAGAGUCUUAACGGACGGAACACUAUUAGUACCAUGGACAGAACUACUUUUGAAGCGACAAAACUCGCAACUUUCGCAGACCGAGACGGUGACGAGAGUAUUAGGAGAUGCGGUCAGUGGGGCCCUGGGGGCGGUCAAGGGAGGAUACGAUGCGGCGAUAGGGGUGAAGAGUAAAGGGAAGGGGAAAGAGGUGGAGCCGACGCCGGGCGGAGGGACGCACCAACUGGAGACGGUGGUCUGGCUACAAUGUGCGGUAGGCGAGAUCAUGUCACCGACGAUGACCAACAACGAGGCUGUACUAGAGCCGCCGGAAUCGGACCCGGAAGCAUGCGCCCAAGCCGCCCUCAAUGAGCCCACUGACCAUCAGCAAGUCCCGCUCUCCGGCUUUGAUCGGCUCGCCGAGGCCGGCUUCUCCGAGGAGGAUAUCGAACAGGUCAGGAGACAGUUCCAUGCCGAACACGAGUUCCUGAAUAGUCCCUCCGGCUUCGUCGAUACCGAUGAGGAGGAACAUGCUCGGGCGAUGGAAGAGCAAUGGCUCGAAGGCCUCAAUUCGACCCAGGAUGGUGUCGAUAAUGGGAUGGGAUCGCACAUCUAUUCAACACUUUUCAAAGGACUCUGCAUCGGCUUCUUUUUCCCGAUCAUACCGAUAUUUUUCUUCAGGACCGAUCUACUAGAUCGGAGGACUCAACUAGCCAUUCUUUCUGGAUCCGCCAUCAAUUUCCUCUUCGGUGUAUUACAGUACACCAAUUCGUAAUCGUCCAUCGUUUUUCUUUCUUUCCUCUUUGAGUUUUUCUUUAAUCUUCCUCUUCAUCCAAGCACAAGAGACAAUGUACGCUAUAUUUACACGGCCGUCCAAAUCGGCUUAUAAGUCGAUUGAACUCGUUUGUAAUCCUAUCUAUAUUCCUCUCCUUCACUCGUUUUGUUUUUUUUCCUGCAUGUCUUACAUAUAUACUAAUCAGUGGUGUAUCACAAGCCCUCACUCAACUAAAUUUGUAUAAUCUUCUCUAAUUCAUUUUUUUUUUUUCACCAGC
This is a messenger RNA of Puccinia graminis f. sp. tritici CRL 75-36-700-3, 1610 nucleotides long. RefSeq lists its product as uncharacterized. Gene Ontology annotation, molecular function: protein binding. Gene Ontology annotation, cellular component: Dsc E3 ubiquitin ligase complex; endoplasmic reticulum. The transcript is spliced from 5 exons. The record is from RefSeq and is a predicted model, not a curated record. NCBI's taxonomy places the organism in Eukaryota, Fungi, Basidiomycota, Pucciniomycetes, Pucciniales, Pucciniaceae. The coding region runs from base 182 to 1333 and encodes 383 amino acids. Gene Ontology annotation, biological process: protein processing.